This is a messenger RNA of Zingiber officinale, 915 nucleotides long. RefSeq names its product acid phosphatase 1-like. Gene Ontology annotation, molecular function: acid phosphatase activity. Bases 102 to 815 code for a protein of 237 amino acids. The record is from RefSeq and is a predicted model, not a curated record. Lineage: Eukaryota; Viridiplantae; Streptophyta; Magnoliopsida; Zingiberales; Zingiberaceae. The transcript is spliced from 3 exons.
GGAGCUUCGAAUCUCUCUCCCUCCGAGCAAAGCAAGGCACAGCGGAGCCGACAUGAACAGAUUCAAAUAGAGGACGAGGGGUCUGUUAGGGUUCCCUUUCGAUGGGGGCUUCCCCAUCCCUCCGCUUCCUUCUCCUUUGGAUCGCCAUCGCCGCGGCCGCCGACGAGCUCUACUGCGACAGCUGGAGGCUCUCGGUGGAGACCAACAACGCCGGGUCCUGGCGCACCGUCCCUCCUCCGUGCCGCGGGUUCGUCGAAGAGUAUAUGAGCGGCGAGCGGUACGCAUCCGAUUCUAACGUUGUGGCCCUCGAAUCUCUGGCGUUCGCCAAGAGCGUCCAGAUCACCGACGACGGGAAGGACGCCUGGAUCUUCGACGUCGACGAGACGCUUCUCUCGAAUAUCCCUUAUUAUGCGUCCACCGGAUACGGAUCAAAGCUCUUCAAUGUGACUUCAUUCAAUGAAUGGGUUAAUUUGGCAAGUGCACCAGCUUUACCAGCCAGUUUAAGGCUGUAUGAAGACCUCUUGAUCCUUGGAUUUCAAAUGAUUCUCCUUACUGGGCGAACUGAAUCUCAAAGGAAAAUCACAGAAGACAAUCUAUUGUUAACAGGAUACGGGUAUUGGAAACGCCUCAUAUUGAGGGAAGCGUUGGAUUUGGGCAAGCCUGCAGUGAAGUUUAAGUCGGAACGGAGGGCGGAAUUGGAAGGCGAAGGGUUGAGGAUUCAUGGCAACUCCGGGGAUCAAUGGAGCGACCUGUUGGGCUCCACAAUGGCCAGGCGAUCUUUUAAACUCCCAAAUCCCAUGUAUUAUAUUGGUUGAACAAACGAAUUCACAUCAAUACAAAUUGGCUAAUCUUAUGUACAUAUGCAACGUUGUGUUUAUUGCUAAGAUAAACUAGUGUCUAGUCCUUUCCUGGUUU